Pogoniulus pusillus (Red-fronted tinkerbird) is the source of this 1895-nucleotide messenger RNA. Its product is annotated as leukocyte elastase inhibitor-like. Bases 112 to 1257 code for a protein of 381 amino acids. The record is from RefSeq and is a predicted model, not a curated record. NCBI's taxonomy places the organism in Eukaryota, Metazoa, Chordata, Aves, Piciformes, Lybiidae. The transcript has 7 exons. Gene Ontology annotation, biological process: negative regulation of endopeptidase activity; negative regulation of interleukin-1 beta production. Gene Ontology annotation, molecular function: serine-type endopeptidase inhibitor activity.
GCCCCGCCCCGGCGGGCCCUUGCCGUACCCGCGGGUCAGAGCCGCACUGCUCAGGGUCGGACCGCUUAGCAACGCACCGCAUCGCUCCGCAGCGGACAGGCAGCUGUAAUCAUGGAGAACCUGAGUAAUGCCAACAGCAGAUUUGCACUUGACCUGCUCAGAAGGUUUAAUGAGACCAACCCAACAGGAAACCUCUUCUACUCUCCUCUCAGCGUUUCUGCUGCUCUGGCCAUGGUCCUUUUAGGGGCCAAAGGUAACACCGAGUCACAGAUGCUGAAGACACUUCAUUUUGACAAAGUUGAAGAUGUCCAUUCAAGAUUUCGGACUCUGACGAUGGAUGUGAACAGAAGCAAUGCUCCCUACCUCCUGCGGCUUGCCAGUCGGCUUUUUGGAGAGAAGACCUACAGCUUUUUGCCUGAUUUCCUGACUAAUACUCAGAAAUUAUACGGUGCUGACUUGGCCACAGUUGAUUUUGGUCGGGCUUGUGAUGAAGCCAGGAAAGAAAUUAACCAGUGGGUAGAGGAGAAAACUGAAGGUAAAAUCCCUGAUCUGCUGUCUGAAGGCUCAGUUAGUAGCAUGACCAAGCUCGUACUGGUGAAUGCUAUUUAUUUCAAAGGGAACUGGGCAGAGAAAUUUGCAGAAGCUGACACCACUGACAAGCCAUUUCGGUUGAAUAAGAAUGAAAGAAAGACAGUAAAAAUGAUGUAUCAGAAAAAGAAAUUCCAUUUUGCAUACAUCCCUGAAGUGAAGAUUCGUGUUCUAGAGCUGCCUUACGAGGAAGAAGAACUUAGUAUGAUCAUCUUGUUACCUGAUGACAUUGAAGAUGACUCCACUGGACUGCAGAAGCUGGAGAAGCAGCUUACCUUAGAGAAGCUCCAAGAAUGGACAUGUCCACAGCGUCUGUAUUCCACUGAUGUUCAUGUGCAUUUGCCAAAGUUCAAGCUAGAAGAAAGCUAUGACCUUGGAUCAGAUUUAGCAGCUCUGGGCUUGUUGGACGUAUUUGAGAGUGGCAAGGCUGACUUGUCAGGAAUGUCAGGGGCACGUGACCUCUUUAUCUCUAAAAUCGUCCACAAGGCUUUUGUAGAAGUGAAUGAGGAAGGCACAGAAGCUGCAGCUGCCACCGCUGUCAUGUGUGGCAUUACUAUGGUCCACAUGGCUAUAGAAGAGAAUUUCAAUGCUGACCAUCCUUUCUUUUUCUUUAUUCGCCACAACCCAACACAGAGCAUACUCUUCUUUGGCAGGUGCACUUCUCCAUGAAAGACACUUAAUCAUUUGCACAUCAGUUUCUGCUGCAGUCAGUUUCACUCCUGUAGGAAGUUAAUGCUCUGGUCUUGAGUUUCUGGUAGAUUCUGCCUUUCCCAUUUAAACAAUCUCAGAGAAACUGAGGAGUGAUUUAUUUUUCUCUUGAGAUGAUUGACAUCAUCUCUACUAACUAGGCAAAUCUUAACUGCAGGGAGAAGAAAGCUUGUGAAAUUGCACUCCUGGAAGAGACAUGUGCCUUUCAAAAGCAUGACAUUCUGGCCUGAACCUGGAGAACCUAAAAAAGAGACUCCAGUUUUCUAGAGAAUGACUGUGCAUAAUCUGCAGCAAAUAUCCAAUGUGUCUUUUUAUGCACAAGGAUUCAGCAUUUACUGUGCUGACAUCCAUUACAUCUUUAUACACAAACAUGUACUGUACAACAGCCUGAUGCCUGAGAACCUCUGUGAUCACAUACUGCUGGUGCUCUCAGUUUAUUUCUGAAGCUUGUUUGUUUGCAUUCUGUACAUUUUGGGUACUGUAACUUUUACCUGUACAACCUCAGUUCUAAGCAGGGCAAAAUAAUUUCUAUUAUUUGCAAACUGUAUCAUAAUUUUGUCUUUUAGCAACAAAUAAAACUCUUCAACUUCUGGUCAAAA